ACACAGCAAAGCACAUCAUCUCUCUCGCACAUAAUCACAUGUAUGUACCAACUCGGUCAAAAAGUCACCUCCUUUUUUAUAUAAGAAACCCAAACUCUCCGCACAUCUUGCUCUCUUCUCUCUCUCUCUCAUAAUCACACAAACCAUAUUCAUUCACCAUGGGAAGAUCUCCUUGUUGCGAGAAAGCCCACACAAACAAAGGAGCUUGGACCAACGAAGAAGACCAACGUCUCAUCGACUACAUCCGUAUUCACGGUGAAGGUUGCUGGCGUUCACUUCCCAAAUCCGCAGGUCUCACAAGAUUGUUACGGUGUGGUAAGAGUUGUAGAUUGAGAUGGAUUAAUUACCUUCGUCCUGAUCUCAAACGUGGCAAUUUUUCUGAUGAAGAAGACAAAGUUAUCAUCAAACUCCACAGCUUACUCGGCAACAAAUGGUCUUUAAUCGCUGGAAGAUUACCAGGAAGAACAGACAAUGAAAUUAAAAAUUAUUGGAACACUCAUAUUAAAAGGAAGCUUCUUAGCCACGGAAUCGACCCACAAACUCAUCGUCCGAUCAAAGAUUCCGAAACGGUGCCGUCUCAGUUAUCAACCGCCGUUAUUGUUCCACCUCAGAACGACGCCGUUGAAAAGUCUUUUACCGUCAGACAGAAGACGGAAAAUUUCUCCGAUAACGUAGCAUCCACAAGCGGCACGACGACUGAUGAGGAUCUCCAGCAGAACGGUGGUUGUUAUUACAAUGAUUAUUCAGGAGACAGAGAGUUGAAUCUGGACUUAACUCUUGGGUCCGGGUCAACUUCUUUCGUCAGGUCGGGUCGGAAAAGUGGAACCGGAUCAUCAGCAGAUUCAAAGCCGGGGCGGGUUCCAGUGAUGGCGGCGCGUUUGUCACUGUUGUGAUUAUUACUUCAGUUUCUUGGCCUUUUGUUUUAGUUUUUUUCAUAUACAUUUACCUUUUAAAGGCUUUUAUUGGAAAAAGUAUCACCGUUGUGGUAAGAACUAAAGAAGUUUACCGUUCUUUCUUAGCAAUAUCAAUCGGUACGAUUGGUGCCGUGCAUAGUGUGUAUCAUUCUUUUAUUAUUCUUUCUAACU
Molecule: messenger RNA, 1085 nt
Organism: Raphanus sativus (radish)
Lineage: Eukaryota; Viridiplantae; Streptophyta; Magnoliopsida; Brassicales; Brassicaceae
Product: transcription repressor MYB6
Exons: 3
Coding region: 159-893 (244 amino acids)
Source: RefSeq, a predicted model, not a curated record